GUUGAGGAGCGUGUCAGUGUAGACUUGACACCAGGAGCGGAGCGACGCGCGUCUCUACAUCUGCUGUCUGGAGAACUUGGACUGACAGAGACAGAAUCUGCAUCAGGAUCUUUAAUCUCGCUUUGUAGCCCGGCAUGGACAUUUUACUGGACACCUGUGGACGGCGACGAGUCAGUUCUCUGCUGUUACUUUUCCUUUUUGUCGUGAAGGCUGCAGCCGACUGUCCUAAACCACCUUUAAGGGAAAAUAUGGUCCUCACCAACGAAGCCCUUCUACUGAAUGAGUUUCGAGAAGAUACCAAGGUUACUGUAGAGUGCCUUAAUGGAUAUGUUAUAGAAAGUGGCUCUGGGAUUAUGACCUGCAUUGAUGGGAGUUGGACUGAACCAGAUCUCAUCUGCAAAAAGUACGACUGUGGUCCCCCUAGACCUCAGCCGAACAUGAGCUUUAACACCAGCGCUGGUACUCUGUUUGGCGAUACAAUAAAAGUAGUUUGUGAUAAAGGUUUCAAGCUCAGUGGAUCAAGCUUCAAAAAGUGCUAUGCGUAUGGGUGGAGUGGAAAAGCCAACUGUAAAAUUGUAACAUGUGCUAAACCUGAUGAAGUAGCCAAUGGCAGAAGUUCCUGGGAUUCUCAAGAUAAACCAAAAUAUGGAGAAAGCAUACAGUACGUCUGUAAUAACGGAUACACCCUCAUUGGGAAAGAUAGCAUUACGUGCAGCGAAACUGGUAGAUACGAUACUCUGCCUCCUGAAUGCGAAGGUGUGACAACAGAAUCUGACAGAAUUACAACAGAAACAGUAACACCAACAUCUACACCUACAACAAAAGAAGCGUCCACUUCUACAGAUUCAUCUGCCACACCCACAACUCACAGAGCUAAAUCUGUCACAACCAGUGCAACACCUACUGCCUCACCUUCAGUACGAGGUGGCAGAGACAUUUUGACAGCUGAGGGUACAACCACUGUAACAUCAAUGACAUCAUCUUCAUUUCAAGACAAACGUGAUGAGGCUGUAGAUACUAACAAGCAUACUGGAUAUAUGCCUGUGGUAGUCAGUGUGAUAUGCGUUUCAUUUGUUGCGUGUAUAAUUGUACUCUUUUUACACAAGUUUCUUCUGACGAGAAAAGGCUCAUAUGACACCAGAGAAGACCUGAAGCCGGAGUUAUUACAGUUCCAAAACGUUUAGAUUGCCUGCCUGACUAAGCUCUGCAAAUGGAACCGUGCACGUCUAUUAAAGAACAUCUGUGACCCAGGAUGGGCGUGCCAGAAAACGAUGGGGGAAGAAAGAAAACUCCCUUUAAUGUUAUUGCACUUCAAAUGGCAGAUGGUCAAACCUGUAAAUGUAGGAUCAUUUAAAUCAAGCACUUUUUGUAAUGAUUUUUUUAUUGCCAUUUUGACAAUUGUAAAUAUGCCAUGCUAUUUUGUACAUUAUUUAUGUUAUAUACACUGGAAUAAACUCUUACAUAACAUUACAUCUUA
Perca fluviatilis (European perch) is the source of this 1477-nucleotide messenger RNA. RefSeq names its product complement decay-accelerating factor. Lineage: Eukaryota; Metazoa; Chordata; Actinopteri; Perciformes; Percidae. The transcript is spliced from 13 exons. The record is from RefSeq and is a predicted model, not a curated record. Bases 135 to 1184 code for a protein of 349 amino acids.